AUGUCGCGCCUCAUUGACCGAAUUCCCCAGCCGGAGAGGAUCCUGGACAAAAGAAUCAUCAUCUUGAGCAAGAGCCGUACUGGUACCUUCUCCAUGUACCAGUGCUUCCAGAUGCUCGGAUACAAGCCCUACCACAUGUAUGAGUGCGUCAUGAACGGGAUCACUCACAUGAGCCUGCUGAAUGAGGCUCUACGCAACAAAUACCUGGGCGAAGGCAAACCUUACGACAAAGCUGAUUUCGACAAAUGGCUGGCCAACUAUGACACGGUUGUCGAGAUUCCUUCAUACUUUGUUGAAGAAUUCAUCGAGUAUUAUCCUAGCGCAAAGUUCAUUCUUACCGAGCGCGACUUGACUGCGUGGGACAAGUCCCUGAGCCACCUCGUCAACACUGUCGUCGCGGCCACCCACAGUUUCCCUUUGAAUGCGGUCGCAAUAGUCGACAAGCAUAUUUCCAUGUUUACAGAACUGAACGAUACGUUCUGGCAAGUCAUUUUCCACGGCCGAGGACUCAAGGCGGGCAUGCCUCUAGCCAAGGCCGACAACGUGAACGAUAGCGAGUUGAUCCGUCGACUUGUGCCCAAAGACCAGCUGCUCGACGUCAAGUUGGAAGACGGCUUUGGUUGGGAGCAAAUCUGCCCGUUCCUUGGCAUUCCCAUUCCAGAGGAGAAAUAUCCUCGUGGUAAUGCCCCGGCUGAGUUUGACAAGAUGCUUGGUAGCUUCAUUGGAAGUCGCCUGACCGUGACCGCAUACAAGGUCCUCGGUUCGCUAGUGAUCCCAGCAGUCGCAAUUGGCGCUUGGUACUACACCAAGCGAAGAUAG
Molecule: messenger RNA, 819 nt
Organism: Akanthomyces muscarius
Lineage: Eukaryota; Fungi; Ascomycota; Sordariomycetes; Hypocreales; Cordycipitaceae
Exons: 4
Coding region: 1-819 (272 amino acids)
Source: RefSeq, a predicted model, not a curated record